CAUCUCCCACAACAACCGUCACUUCCAUCCACUCUUGACCAUUGCGCUGCUGCACUGCAAUCUUUGAGUCUUGCGAGCGGCCUCGACUCGACUCCCCCUCCUCCUUCCCCCUCCCCCGCCGCGACAAACACCCGAGCUCACAAUCAUGACAAUAACGACCCUACCGCUCCGGCACCUCCUCUCCGGUGUCAACGCCGACGACUUUCCCAAGCGCCGUGUCCUCGCCGAUGUGAACAUCAAGGUGGCCAAGGCGAAGAAGGUCAUCGUCGUGUCGGGUGCGGGCAUCAGCUGCAGUUCUGGCAUCCCGGACUUCCGCUCCGCCGACGGACUGUACGCCAUGGUCAAGGACAAGUACCCCGACGCCUUUGUAUCCGGCAAGGAGCUGUUCUCGUCGGGCCUGUUCAACAACCCAGCCACCACGUCCAUCUUCUACACCUUUAUCGCCGAGCUGUCGCUUGCAUGCCAGGCCGCACAGCCCACGCGGACGCACCACUUCAUCCAGCGCCUCGAGACAAAGGGCAAGCUGCUGCGGAGCUACACGCAGAACGUGGAUGGGUUCGAGCGGCGGAUGGGCAUCGAGUCGGGCGGGCGGGGCAACGGGCUGAAAAAGAACGGCACACGAAACGUCGAGCUUCACGGCGAUCUGGGGCGCGUGCGCUGCGUUCUCUGCUUUGCCGACUAUGAGGCGCGCCUCGACUAUGUCGAGAUGUUCCGCGAGGGCGAAGCGCCAGACUGUCCGGCAUGCCAGGAGAGGUGCAUGGAGCGCCUGAAUCGUUCGGCGAGGGCCACGUCGGUCGGAACACUCCGCCCCGCGAUUGUGCUGUACGAUGAGCCGCACCCGCUCGGCGACGAGAUUGGCGCGCUGCAGGCUCACGACAUGCGCCGCGGCCCCGACGUGCUGCUCAUCAUGGGCACGUCGCUCAAGGUCCACGGGCUGAAGCGCCUCGUCAAGGACUUUGCCAAAACGGUGCACGAGAAGAAGGGCGUCGUGGUCUUUGUCAACGCCACAGCACCCAGCAAGGAGUGGGACGGCGUCAUCGAUUACCAUGUCGAGGGCGAUACGGAUUCCUGGGUUGAGCGUGUUGAGGAGGACUGGAAGAAGGUCCGCCCGCAGGACUGGGAGAUCCAGACGGUCCUCGACGGCGAGGUCGUGCAUAAAUCGAUUGCGAAGGGGAAGGCCAAGGCCAAGCCGAAGUACAUCCCCGAGGUCGUCUUGGAACCGUACCAGUUACCGACUCCGCCUGCGUCCCAAGAGUGCCCCUCGUCUCCUGCGUCAGCAGCGACCUUUGUGUCUUCGUCCUUGUCGUCCCCAGGGCCCUCGCGCCCACCAUCGCCCCGGCGGACCUCACCUCGUUCCCCCGAUGGCUCGUCUCCGUUAUCAUCCGCCCCUCCAACGCCAAGGUCUUCGGUCGCUCGGACCCCUGCGACCGCCCCGCCUACCCCCGUCUCACCGAGCAAGCGUCAGAAUGCGGCCACGUCAGUCAAGGUCACCAAGAAGAAGACGAGGAUCGAGCCGCCGCCAUCGCCGACCGGCGUCACCGCAGCACCUGGGCGUGGUAACUUAUUCGAGGCCACCGCCAACGUCAACAACUGUCCAUCAGAUCCAGAUGUCUUUGGGGUCGUUGGAACCUCGGCAGUCAAGCCGCGCGUGCGUGUAAAGGCGGUGCCCAAGGCGGGCGCAGUCGCAGCUACCAAGGCGAGGACGUUUGCACGAUCCCGCAGCGCAGCAGAAGCGACGUUUUCGUUGCCCAGCGGAGUCUUCAACUCUGCGUCGGCUUCGGCCGAGUUGGCGGACAAGGAGAAUGCCCAGCCAGUGCAGCAGCCUAGCCAGGCGCGGCCUCGGAUGGCUCGCCGCACGAGGUCUUUACGGGCGUAGUGAUGGGGG
This is a messenger RNA of Vanrija pseudolonga, 1885 nucleotides long. It is a transcript of the gene HST3, whose product is annotated as NAD-dependent histone deacetylase HST3. The transcript is spliced from 4 exons. Gene Ontology annotation, cellular component: mating-type region heterochromatin; nucleus. Bases 146 to 1876 code for a protein of 576 amino acids. The record is from RefSeq and is a predicted model, not a curated record. Gene Ontology annotation, biological process: negative regulation of transcription by RNA polymerase II; pericentric heterochromatin formation; regulation of DNA repair. Gene Ontology annotation, molecular function: histone deacetylase activity, NAD-dependent; NAD+ binding. NCBI's taxonomy places the organism in Eukaryota, Fungi, Basidiomycota, Tremellomycetes, Trichosporonales, Trichosporonaceae.